Salvia hispanica is the source of this 1569-nucleotide messenger RNA. Its product is annotated as cytochrome P450 71A8-like. The record is from RefSeq and is a predicted model, not a curated record. NCBI's taxonomy places the organism in Eukaryota, Viridiplantae, Streptophyta, Magnoliopsida, Lamiales, Lamiaceae. Gene Ontology annotation, molecular function: iron ion binding; heme binding; oxidoreductase activity, acting on paired donors, with incorporation or reduction of molecular oxygen.
AAACAUGCUCAUGCAACUACAAAAAUGGAUGAAACUCAAAUCCAAUUCAUACUCCCAUCUCUCAUCUUCCUAUUCUUAUUAUGGAUAACAAUCAAGAAUCUAUCACACACAAACAAGAAUCCACCGCCAUCACCCCCUAAACUCCCACUAAUCGGAAACCUCCACCAACUCGGCUCCUUACCCCACAAAAACCUCCAAUCCUUAGCCCGAAAACACGGCCCGAUCAUGCUCCUCCACUUCGGCCCCGUCCCCGUCCUCAUCGCCUCCUCAGCCGACGCAGCCCGCGAGAUCACAAAAACCCACGACCUCAUCUUCGCCAGCCGCCCCCUCAACAAGGUAAGCCAGAAACUCUCCUACAACGGAAGAGACGUUGUUUUCGCGCCUUAUGGUGAGUACUGGCGGAGAGCGAAGAGCGUACUAAUGCUGCAGCUGCUGAGCGGGAAAAGGGUCCAAUCUUACCGCUUGAUAAGGGAAGAAGAAACGGCUCUUUUGGUGAAGAGGAUUCUGGAAUGUUCGGGGCCGGUGAAUUUGAGUGAGAUGUUUUCGGAGUUCACUAACGAUGGUAUUUGUAGAUCGGCCUUUGGGAGGAAAUACAGCGAUUCGGAGAGUGGGAGGAAGUUUCUUGAGCUUGUGGGAGAGGUGUCGGAGGUGAUCGGGGCGGUUCGAGCCGGGGAAUUCCUGCCUUGGCUUAGCUGGAUGGAUCGUGUUAGUGGUUUUGAUGGGAAGGUCGAUAGGAUUGCUCGGGAGAUGGAUGAGUUUUUGGAGGGAGUGAUGCGUGAGCGGUUGGGUGAUAGAGAGGGGUUUUCGGAGGGGAAGGAAGGAGAUAAUUUUCUUGAUAUUUUGCUUGGAAUUUACAGUGAUAGCAAUGGUGAAGUCUCGGUUGAUGACACAGAGAGCAUCAAAGCAAUACUAUUGGAUGUAUUUGCAGCGGGAACAGAUACUACCUCGGUGUUUCUGGAAUGGGCCAUGACAGAACUCUUGCGAAACCCUACCGUUAUGCAAAACCUUCAAAAUGAAGUAAGAGAGACAGCCAAAGACAGCUCAAACAUAACAGAGGAUGACUUAGAAAGAAUGCAUUAUCUGAAAGCCGUGAUCAAAGAAACACUUCGUUAUCACCCGCCAGUCCCGUUGCUAGUACCAAGAGUAGCAAGCAAAGAUGUGAAGAUCAAAGGAUACGACGUGGCAGCCGGAACUGUGGUGAUGAUCAACGCGUGGGCUAUAGGGAGAGACAGUGUCUCAUGGAACGAACCGGAGGAGUUUAAGCCCGAGAGGUUCUUGAAUUCUUCAAUAGAUUUCAAGGGCUUGAAUUUCGAGCUCGUCCCGUUUGGGAUGGGUAGAAGGGCCUGCCCUGGAGCUGCAUUUGCUGUUGCUACAAUUGAGUUUGUGUUAGCUUCUCUGGUGCAAAAAUUUGACUGGAAAUUGGACAAUGGAGGUCAAGGGGGAAAUUUGGACAUGAGUGAGAGACAGGGGAUCACUGUCCAUAGAGAUAUUCCUCUUAUUGCAGUUGCUUCUCUGAGCAAAUAAAUGAGUAGACUAUAUGAUAAGAGUGUGUUUUGAUUUGUUUGGUUA